GACAUGUGGGAACCAGGUAAUAAACACAAAUUUAAGAAAUAUGCAAUUCCAACAAUAUUUGGGUUUUUUCUAAAAAAGCAAGUACCAUCGAAAGACAUCAAAACUGAUGGCAGUAUUAAUGUUGAUAAAAUAACCAAUAGAAAUGACACCAUGGAGCCUACAAUGGAUAACGUUGAAAAGAAUAAAACAAACACACAUUAUAUUUUAUUCUUUUACUACGUUUUUUUUAUUUGUGUUUAUUACAUACAACGUUUAAGAGUCGAUAGUAAGGUUAUUGCGAUUCAAAUAUGAGCGGGAAUGGCCACAAAUCUCUGGACCAAUAAAAUACGGGCGUUCUUAUGGCCAGAUUCUAGUUGCGCCCGAUGUCCCGUUAUCUCCUACAUUCCUCUAUCGAAGAUGCGAUUCUAACCUAAAUUAUUGUGCGCGCUACGUGGAUACGCGGUCGUGCGCGGUCGGUGUAGCUUGUUUUGGAAUUGUAAACCUCUACGUUUCUUCGACGAAACGACUGCCUGGAUUAUAUCUUCUCUGCUUUCGUCGCGAAGAGUAUCAACACAAAAGUAUCACAGAGAGAGAGAGUUUGUGGUGAGAUCGCGAACUGUCGCGAACUCUCGACAAUGACGAACAGCUGGCCAGGCACGAGUGUGCCAGCAAGUUCGAAGGAUCUGGAACACAACGAGUUUCUGAAACGUAUACGAAAGUCAUUGUAUUAUUCCAAGUUGCCAGUGAUUAAUUGCUUGAGUUUACCGGUUACAGAAUUGGCAGCCGAACUUUUCACAGAAGUGAAAAGUGGUCACACGUUGGAGAAACUCGAUGUCGAGGAGGCAAGCAGGAUAUCGAGGAAUGCGUGUGUUUCUCCUUGCUCGCUUGUGCUGGCCUUGCUAUAUAUUGAGAGGCUAAAGAACUGCAAUCCGGAAUAUCUUCAUCAAGUAGCGCCGUCUGAGCUAUUCUUGGUUUCUCUGAUGGUAGCCAGUAAAUUUCUGCACGACGAUGGCGAGGAAGACGAGGUUUUCAAUAAGGAGUGGGCAAAUUCGGGACAAGUGACUAUAUCUCGAAUGAAUAAACUGGAAAAGGAUUUUCUCGCUGCAAUCGACUGGACGGUGUUGGUACAGCGUCAAGAUUUUUGGGAGAGGUUGCAGCAAUUGGAAAAAAACGUGGCAUAUCGAGAAAUGCACAAGCGAAGUUGGUGCACAUAUACAGAAUUGAGCUGUCUGAUGAAUUCCGUUCAGUUGAUUAGAAUCGCGCAGACCCUGAUAAGCGUCUCUUCGAUCUGCCUGGCGACUUAUGCUGCUGGUCUGGCGACUCUCCUGGGAUCCACUCUGGUUGCCCACUUCAUUGUGCAAAGUUGCUUGCCCGCGGCAUCGCUUGGUUCCAGGCAACCGGCGAAUCUAUCGAUGAAUCUCGCGACGAAUCUUGCAUCAACCGACCUAACUGAUUCGUUGAUAAAUACGCGAUCCCAGGAGAUUGACGACGACGGUCUUCCGAUUUCCGAUUCCGAGAAUGUUGUGGAUUACUCCGCGGCCGCGGAAGUCGACAACGGCGAUGAAGACACAGCCAAUUGGAAAUGGUGGCUGAACUCGACGAUGACUUGGCUGCCGGAGUAUUGCAGCUUCGAGGGCGACGUCGAGGUUGCAAAUUCCAGCAGAUUAUGCGUUACCAAUGUCGACGCUUCGUUCAAUUCGACACAGUCUAUGGACAUGAGGAAGAUUGAGACAAUAGGGAAAACGGAGGAUUCCACCCCGGAGGAAUAUCGCCGUAACGUGAAUUGGAAAGCGAUACUGGACACGACUUUAAACUGGCUGGAACAAGACUGGAGACGAUCGCAUCACGAGACUGUUUUUCAGUCGCCAGAAUUGAAAAUUUAUUAGCUCGCUGAUAAAAAAAACUUGCCUGUUAGACAGUCUUUUUUCAGAGAAUAUAUAUAUACUAUAUAUAUACAUAUAAAAUGUAUAUAUACAGGUUAGGUCAUUUUAAUCUACGCACUGAAAUCUCUCAAAAUCCAUAAGUUUAAGACAAAAUUGUUUCGGACAACAGUUGGUUUUGAGGGGGCCAUAAUAGGGUACCAUUGGUUUGACCUUGAAGAGUUAUUUG
Messenger RNA from Vollenhovia emeryi, 2088 nucleotides. RefSeq names its product protein CNPPD1. Gene Ontology annotation, cellular component: nucleus; cyclin-dependent protein kinase holoenzyme complex. Bases 615 to 1865 code for a protein of 416 amino acids. Gene Ontology annotation, biological process: regulation of cyclin-dependent protein serine/threonine kinase activity. The transcript is spliced from 5 exons. The record is from RefSeq and is a predicted model, not a curated record. NCBI's taxonomy places the organism in Eukaryota, Metazoa, Arthropoda, Insecta, Hymenoptera, Formicidae. Gene Ontology annotation, molecular function: cyclin-dependent protein serine/threonine kinase regulator activity; protein kinase binding.